CUUAGACUGAAAUGUUAAUUGAAUUCAUAUUAUAAUGAAGAUAAUACAGUGAAAUUAAUCCUGCUUUUUACUUAUUUGUGCUUCAUUGAUCAAAACUUUAUAAUUUAAUUUGAAUAUAUGUAUCACAAUAAACUAUUUGGGACAACCAUCACAAUUCAUCUUGUAGUGAAGUGCGAGCACGGUUGAGUUCGGAAAACGAAACAUAGUGGCUCAAGAUGGUGUUUCAUCACCAAAAGUCGAAGAAACUUGAUCGAUACAGAGCUGUUGGUUGAUUUAAUUCAAUUUUGGCCGAGAUGAAUGAUUCAAGUAUGUGCAAACAACUCAAAUAGCACUCGUUAGGUUUUGCAAUUGGACAAGCUACAUCCGGAGUUCUCAAUGGACAAUACUACUUAUGUCUUCCUGUUGAGACGAUCUGUCCUACAAAUUCUGGAGCUGGUACAAUUGAUCCAAGAAUUGUAACACCAACAUCCUCUUCAGUAUGUCCAAAUGGAACUAUACCUUGCUUCGGAACGAACACUGCAUGUGGAACACCAUUUAUAACCUCAAAUAUGGCAGGCCCAGGAAAUACAAGCUUCGGAGCAUAUCCAUGGCAGGCUUAUUUGAGAAAUACUACCAAUGUAUUUGCAGGAAGCGGUGUCCUAAUUAGUCCAUAUUACGUAAUAACUGCAGCGCAUAAAGUUUAUUUGAAUAUGAACACUCCCACAGCUGUUACAGUUUUAAUGGGAGUUUGGGAUCCAUCAAAUCUUGUGAAUGUACAAAGUAGUACCGUAGCUAGAAUAUCUGUUCAUCCAACAUUCGUAGCAUCUACUCUAAUUGAUGAUAUAGCGGUUCUCCAGCUCACUCAACCUAUUGUAUUAGGUAUAUUCAACAAUAUCAAUACCAUAUGUUUAUCUACAACUGGAACAUCAUACGUUGGACAAUCAUGUGUCGUCAGUGGAUGGGGACAAACAGCAUUCACAAUAUUCGAUGCUCCCACUACUCCCCAAAAACAAGUUUUUGUUACCAUUACGGACUAUACAACUUGCAGAGCAUCUUUCGCCAUGGCAAAUUUAUUAGGAACUAACGUUGAUACGUACUUAGAUCCUAACGGGGAAAUUUGUGCAGGAGGACAAAGCAUGCUGGAUGCUUGUACGCAAGAUGGAGGAUCACCUCUGGUAUGUCCAAGUUCUACAGGUACUUAUAGUGUAGCUGGACUAGUCAUUUGGGGAAAAAAUUGUGGAUUAACAGGAGUUUAUGGAGUUUAUGUCAACGUUCCUUAUUAUUACGAUUGGAUUGUAAGUCAAAUGACCACCACAUGAUAAAUGUUAAUAUUCAUAUUUUAUAAAAUACGAGUGGAACUCGUAAUGCAUAUUUAUUACAGUUUUGAUAUUCUGUUAUAGUUUAUUCAUUAGUAAUUGCACUCAGUAGGUUCAAAUUUGUUACUCAACUUCUUUUACUACGUUCUGAAUUCCUCUUCAUUUUUAGUGAAAUGUUUUAGUACCAUCCUUCACGAUGUAAAUUUCUUCUAGUUUUUCUAAAUGUUCUUAGUUUAAAAUCUACAUAUCUGCAUGAAAUCUGAAAACUGAUUUAUCACCUUUAUGUCAGAAAAUAAAAGCAGUCGGAAUCUAUCAUAUUCAAAUCUAUCUAUCAGAUAACCAGAUAAGCAAAUGAACAGAACCAUACGGAUAGGACACAAUAGAUCCUUUGGGUCGCAGUGUACACGCGACCCCAAAUCCAUACAUACAACCAUACGUGUAGUAAAAUCUCAAAAAACAUAAUUAGUAAAACCAUAAUCAAAGACUGCAAGACUUUAGGAGUUCAUCAGAAAUGGGAAGCUGUGCGAAUAUUCCUGAAAAUAUGACAAAAGAAGAAAAUAAACAACAACAUUUAUGAAGAGAUUCCUUGUCUCCCUUAUUGUUUUGUGUACCACUGUUCUUUCCUACUACGAUACUAAACAGCGUAAACAGAAUCGAUAACUUAAAACCACUAGCACGAAAUAACACUGAACAUCAGAACAAUUUGAACUUGUGAAAGAAUUUAAUUCCAGAUUUGGCCUUGAAUAAUGUUCAAAUGCCUCAUUCGUCAGUGGAAAAAUACAGAAAAAUAGUCCUUAGCGCUAAAUGAUAAUAUAAUUAUCAGAUCCCUCGACCAAUCGGAAGUGUAUGAGUACCUGGGAUUAGAAGAACACGAUGGAUGAAAUUUAAACUAAAGAAAAAAUAGUCUCCGAAAAAAUAAGAGAGAUACCAUAAUAGAAAUGAAUGCAAGAAAUGAGAUGGAUGCAAUAACAUCGCUAGCAGUAGCCAUAAUAAAAUGAACCGGAGUAGAUAUAAAACUUAUCAAGAAAAGAAGGAGGCAGAGAAACGGUGAGCAACUCACAACAUCGCCCAAGAAGUGCUCGCCAGCUACCUGAAAUUGAAAGAACAUUUGGAAAUGGUGUACCGGCAACAAAACCAAAGAACUGUACACGAAGAAGAUGAGGUACACGAAAAAGUGACAGAAAAGAACAACCUAGCAGAACCUGACACGUAAACAAAUAAAAAUCAGGACAAAAUUAAAAAUGGAGCUACAAUCUCUACAUGCAAAAAUUGCAGAAGAAAUUGAAAAAGAAAGAAAAAACCGAAAACGAACAUGGGCGUGGCUCUAGAUACUGAAGCUCAUGAUGGCGGAUCAAUACCAAGCCAUUGCCACAAAUUACAUGAAAACUAACACAAAGAUUGCGAAACGAACCAUCUCAGUAGCAGGCUGCCCAAUCUUAGCUAAGUGAUCAUAAUUAUAGCGACAAGAAACUGUUGAAAAACAGAUACAUUGGAAUAUAUAUGAAGGAUAUAACAUCAAAGUAGUCACAAAGUGGUACCAACAUCAGCCGGAAACAGUAGUUACCACACAAGAAGUGUAUGAGUACGCACACACUUUCUCUCGGCUAUAAAUUAGUUAUACUCAAUCAAUUUUUGAAAACAAAUAUAUAUUAAAGUGAGAAACGUAUAAAAAUACAAAAACGAAUUAAAAUUUAACGAUUUCCUAUCAAGGUAAACGAAAAAUACAAAAAAUUUUCAAAAUGCGUGCGUGCACUUCUCCUCAAGAGUACGCGGUAUGUUAUCCAAGAGUAUAAAGUUAACCUAAUACGCUGUCAACCCCUUUUCGGGCACAAAUCUCAAAAAUAAUCAUAGAGUCCUUCAUAUGCGGUGCAAAUUUCAUGAAAUCAUUUUUUACAGGUUUUGCACUGUAUCAGGUCUGUAUCAGGCACUUUAUUACACGCAGGGCGUGUUCCAAUAAUUUUUCUAGAUGGAAUACCAUUUUUAUUUUCUAUUUUUGGUUUUUUGUUCAAGUCUCUUUUAACGGUAUGUCUAUUUUUCUCUUCCAAACUCUGAUCAGGUUUCUGCCUCCAAAACAAAAAGCGUGACAACAUCAAAAAUACCUCUUAGAUGAAAGCUGGUCGUAGACGACAAAAUAGUCCAGCAAGAUAUGAAAUUCAAAUAUCUGGGUAUAGAAAUAUCCGGAUAUGGUGAUAUUGAGACAGAGGUAAGGCAGCAAACAAUAAAAGCAGCAAGAGCAGCCAAAUGUCUGAACGACACUAUAUGGGAAAACAAAUACAUAAGUAUUGAGGCCAAUUCAAGAACCUACAAAACUGUAAUCAGACCUAUAAUGACGUACACAACAGAAACUCGGCCUGAUGCAGCAAAAACAAAAAGGCUCCUGGAAACAAACGAAAUGAAAGUCCUACAAAAAAUUACUGGAAAAACGCUCCUAGACAGAGAACGUAGCGACGACAUAAGGCAAAAAUGCGGAGUGGAAAAUAUUAACGAAAAAGUUGUUUUGUAUCAACAUAUGAAGUUUCCAUGGCAAAAAUAUAUCUACCUCAUAGUUAGCCACUAGUUAAUAUUUCCUUCGCAGAUAUUGCUCCAUAGAAAAAGAUUUAACAUACAAAAUUAUAUAAAAAGUCAAAGACCGACCGACUCUUGUAUUUUUUGCUUAUAAUAAGACCUUUGUUUUUUUUAUAAACCUAGACUCAAUCCACAUUCACAUAGAGUUGAAAAGACAAAUAAUCUUUUUCAUAUUUCAAAAUACUUGUUACUUAUACGAAUCAAUAAUGGAUAUGUGGAUGAUUAUAGCUUCGUCAUAAAAUCCAUCAAUAGUUUGUCGUCAAAGGGAUACAAAAAGUAUCGGAGCAUAGUCGAAAAAUCAGCCAUCAAGUUAAGUUGAAUGUCCGCGCUUAAUUCUUUUCAGACUCAACCAAUUCACUCAUACUAUAAAUCAAAUGGAAGGGCUUGAUUUACUCAGUGUCUUUAAAGCAAAACGAACAACUUAACCUCAAUUAGAACUCAAUAUAUGCAACAUUGAGUGCAGUUGAAUGUCCGCGCUUAACUUUCCUCAGACACAAUCAGUUCACUAAUAAAUUUUUGAAAGUUUCUCAUGAAUAAUCUCAUUAAACUUAUUCUAAUUGGAUAGAUAAGUAAUUGAUUUUGUAAUAUUUUCUAAUAAUUCUGGGAAAUUUUCUAUCAAAUUUAAUAUAGAAUUCAAUCUUUAAUUAAUAAGACAAUAUUCUCACCUGCUCUUCAUUCAAUAAGUUAAUUGUGUGUAUACGUAAGUUUGUAUAGAAAAAUUCAACUUGGCACAUACUAUGUAAAUAACAUGUAAAUAUGUGAAAUAAAACAAAUAUUUGGACA
Diorhabda carinulata is the source of this 4643-nucleotide messenger RNA. Its product is annotated as phenoloxidase-activating factor 2-like. Gene Ontology annotation, biological process: proteolysis. NCBI's taxonomy places the organism in Eukaryota, Metazoa, Arthropoda, Insecta, Coleoptera, Chrysomelidae. The record is from RefSeq and is a predicted model, not a curated record. Gene Ontology annotation, molecular function: serine-type endopeptidase activity. The coding region runs from base 549 to 1298 and encodes 249 amino acids. The transcript is spliced from 7 exons.